AUUGGAAAUAAUGAAAUUAAAUAGUUUUAAAAAAAAUUUAAUUAACAACCAUUUUAUUCAGAUUUAAGUGUAAUCUAGAAUGUUUAUACAUUGUAAAGAAAUGUAUUGGCUACGCUUUUAAUUAAGCAGUGUUUUCUCCUAUAAAGCCCUAUGGCAAACCCUUAACCCAUAUAUCAAGUAGAAAUUCUCAAAUAGUAUAAUACUAACAUUUAAAGAUAUAUACAUUUUAAAACAAAAAGAUCCAAAUGUUCUCAUCUCUUUUCUAUGUGGGUGGUAUUUUUCAAGGCUCAUUGGUGGUUGGAGUAAAGAAGAACCCGUGGUGUUAGUAACAGUACUAGGUAAUUUCCUGUGCCUUUGCUGUUCAGCGUUUGAGGUCAAGCGAUUUCCUUUUUGGUAUGUCUCACUUGAUGUUCCUCAAACUGAAGUGACAAACUUUGCACAGUUCCCUGCUAAGACAUCUUAGAUCAUGUCAUACAUGCUCAACUGCCAUUUUACAUGAUGAGUGAAUAUCAGUUGUAAACGAGUAUGGAGAAAAGACAGCGUGAGGAGACAUUAGAGGGCUCCAGAUCACACCAGUCAACAUUAUUAACAGGAACCCUGACACUGAAGAACUUCACCAUACCCAGGAAGAAACGGACCUCUGGAGAAGUCCUUUUUGAGCGUUGUUCAGAGGAAAGCCGCGACUACAAUCUCAUUCAGACAAAAUUGAGAGAUGCCAAGCUGGACACUAGAGAGGACCGAGCAAAUGCAUGGGUCUGGAAAGAUGUUUGUUUAGUGCACAAUGAGGAGCUCCUUAAAAAGUUCUCAGAAAAAAGGGCAGAGAUGCGAGCCAAAGGAAGACAUGGGAGAGAGAUGGAAGAAAGAUUCUGUUUUUUAGCUGCAUCGGAUCAAAUGGCAGCCCAGAUUUAUCAGCAUGGUCUACGGGUUGGCAGCACAGUCCAGUAUGCCUUGGGAAAGCCAUCACAUGGAGUAUAUCUCUUUAGACAUGUCGAUGUGGCUCUGAAAUCUAAUACCAGCGCAUUAAGUUUGACAAAAGUUGUAAUUUUCAAGGUUCUUUAUGGAAAGGUGAAAAAAUCCACUCCAAGCUUGGACUGGAACAAAACGCAGGAUCCCACUGUGGGCUUUGACUGUCACAUGUGUAAAGAUGCAGUGUCCCAUCGAGACACUCUUCACCAGCAAGUUCUGGGCUCCUCUGUUUUUCUGUUUGACUUUAACGAGAAGCAGGAACUCACUGAAAGACCCAGGCAGUGUUUGCCGUACGCUGUAGUUUCAUUUGUUCCUUCCAGCAAUGCCAUUCUGACUGUACCUACAAACCUACCACCCUCAGCUUCAGCGCUACCUAUUGGCCAAGUGCAUGACCAUUUUAAGGCAUGUACUGUGGCAGAGAGAAAAGGAAAAGGAGGCACUGCCACCGUUACAUUCAAACAUUUUGGCACGCCGGGCUGCUUUGAGAUGGAUUAUACACCUCAGAAACCAGAAGUAAAAGCUCCACCUCAAAAGACCGAUAUGCAAAACACUCAGUCAUUCAACCCAAAACAGCACUGGAUUGCUGCCAGUGAGGACGCAGAUUCCAGCAGUUCAGGGCUUGCUAUGGAUCACACUGCUCUCUGCCAAAGCUUGCUAGGAAAGAAAGCAUGCCUGAGUAAUUACAAAAAAAAUACUGGAAGCACACAUGGAAGAAAUGACAAUACAUGGGACACAGUACCUCAAAGUCCACUGGACAAAAUAUCUACCAUAGUGUAUUCUUCACGCUUGGUUAGGGAUCCUCGUCUAUCUAGACAAGAAACAAAUCAACAGACCAGCUGCUCAGAGCCCAGGGUAACAUACACUGGAUCUGGGUGUGAUAGAAAAUGCCAACCACCCGAUAAAAACCAAGAAGACAAUUAUGGAUUUGCUGGAAAUACUUUUAACUCAAAAGAGCCAUCAUACACGGACAAGAAAGACACUCAAAGAGAAUCCUCAAGGACUGAUCAAUGUGCGCAUACAACAACAUUGCCCUCAAUGAAGUUAUUCAAAAUGAAAUUCCAAAAAUACGCUGCCUACUUUAGAAUGAGUCAGGAAGAAAGGCAUCAUAAAAUUUGGUCACAAGAAAACAUGUCACCAGAGCAAAAGCAAGAAUUAGCUGACCGUAUACAUUUUUAUGAAGUUUAUUAUCAGAAGUAUAAAAAGGGAUUGAUCUUUCAAAAUGUUAAUGAGACAAAGAAGUCCAGCCUUUCUCAAAGAGAGCCCAAAGAAAAUCACAUGUUACAGACAAAAGACAAUACAUACAAGCACAAUCAGUCCAAUGUGUGCCAACAAAAAAGUCAUAAUGCUGCAAGUUUGUCAGAUAACAAUGAUAUUGUUAACAGGGAUAAAUGUAGCACAACACACAUUCAUAAAACCAGUCAUCCAUAUCAUACAGAAUCUAGUGCAGUAAUGUUGACAGAAAAGGGACAGGGUCAAGCACCAGAGACUCACCAAGACCAUCCCGAUAGAUGUCUAAUUCAGUCUCCAGAUAAACUUUCAGUGGAAUCCUUGGUGCUGAGAUCAUUGAACCUCAACCUCACAUAUGAGAAAACUGAUACACAAAAUGUACAUCUUGAACUCAAACACCCAAGCCCUUUAACUUGUCCCUCUAAUGAAGCUAAGCUUAAUCACAGCUUAGAAUGUGAAAGUGAGCUUGCAGUACAGGACUUGCAAGAGAAUGAAUCUACUCCAGGUAUUAACUUGUUUGAAAAGCCCAGCACUGAAUCAUGCCUUACGUAUACAAACAAUAUCAUGGAUAACAUGGAUAACACAGUCAUGGAAAUCGCAAGCUGUGUUGAAGUCUCUAGUUGUGGGACAUCAGACAACUGUGAUCUCAGUAAAACCAUCACAGAAAAUCAAAACCAGAUUAUUUAG
Cyprinus carpio (common carp) is the source of this 2880-nucleotide messenger RNA. RefSeq lists its product as uncharacterized. Gene Ontology annotation, cellular component: nucleus. Lineage: Eukaryota; Metazoa; Chordata; Actinopteri; Cypriniformes; Cyprinidae. The record is from RefSeq and is a predicted model, not a curated record. Gene Ontology annotation, biological process: synaptonemal complex assembly; homologous chromosome pairing at meiosis; regulation of double-strand break repair via homologous recombination.